AUACUGUGAGAUUGGUGAGACUUUUAAAUGUUUGAAUAACUGUCAUUUUCCGCUUUGUAUAUGUUUAAUAGUUCAGAAUUUUAUUUAUUGGCCAAAUAAUCUGAUCUAAACGAUAAAAUGGCACACUUUACAUUUGUGAUACCAGCAAAUAAAGAAGAUUUGUUGAGAAGUAAAAUCAAUGACGAAUAUAAGGUUAACAAUGUUUCUUUACAGAAGGACAUUCCUAAAGAAUUAAAAGUUUGCAGACAAUCACUUCGUGAAGAAGGUGCAGAAUAUAUUCUAGACUCAUUUGAUACCUAUUUCUCUGUACUACAUCAUGGCGAUGUACUUUCUCUAGAUCUUAUAUUUAGAUCUUAUGAAGAUUUACAUAAAGGUGUAGUAGAACUGAAUAAAGCUCUAGGCUUUCUUUUAGAUGAUAAAGAAAGUUUAAAUGAAGAGAUGAAACUAAAAUAUCUCAAUAUUCUCAAAAUGUUGAUAUAUUUGUACACUCAAAUGAUUUUACAACUUGAAAAACGAAACGCUGCUAAACGAGAACAACAAAUUUCAGUACCGAAAAGUCGUAAAAAGUCAACAAAAGAGCCCGAAGAGGAAUUUGAAGUAGAUAAAAAAAAUAUUUUAAUAAUUCUAUAUAAUAUUAUCCAAAGAGACAUUAAUAUUUUUUGGGAUUCACAAGUGAUAGAAGAAAGCUUCAUCAAUUUAAUUUCUGCAAUUGCUUACGAAUUUCUACAAAACCCUGCAGUUAAAAAACAAAAUGAAGUGUUGACUGAAAUUUUCAAUUUCUUGGGAUAUCUAUUGACAUCCUAUAAUCAUGGUACAACUUUUAUUAUUCGUAUAACACAACUUCUCAAAUUGCACGAACAUUUAGUUCAGUGUGUUCCAAAAGGUAUUCAACAGUUAGUACAAAAUUUCAGUUCUAAAGGUUUGUUACAUGAAUUGAUCGAAGAAUUAACUGAAUGGCAAACUGAUGAAAAACACCAGGAUGGUCAGGGUGCCAGAAAUUGUGCUACAGUUCUUUCGACAUUAGCAGCACUGAUGCCAGAUCUCAUGAUGCCAGAAGUGGUUUCUCUGAAUAACUAUUUGUAUCAUGAGCCCCCUAGCCUUAGAAUUUCGGUAAUAAUGGUUAUUAUGGAAGUUAUUUUGAAUAAUUUGACCAGCAAUGAUUUGAGUGAUGAACAAAAACAGUUUAGAGAUGAAUUAUUCGAAAUGAUUUUAGAGCAUACUGAAGAUAAUUCUGUUUUAGUGAGAGCUAAAGUGUUUCAACAAUUGGCCAGGCUGCAAAAGGAAAUGGCGAUUCCGUUAAAGUUUCAACUCCAAGUAUUGGAGAAAGCUGUAGAACAUUUGUGCGAUAAAGGGUCUUUGUCAAGGAAGUGUGCAAUUAAUUGUGUUACCACUUUUUUAACAUGUAAUGCGUUUAGUGCGAAUUUAUCUUUAUCAUCAAUAAGAGAAGAAUUGGAGAAACAUAAAAAUUUGUUAAAAACCACCAAAGGAAAGUUUGAGGAUCCUAAAAUGGAGCAGAUAAUGAAACUACAAGCACAGUGGAAUGAUAUUGUCGAACCACUUAAAAAUGUAGUCGAAAAAGAACUAGGAAGAGAUAAAGAAAAUGAAUCCGAACACAAAAAAAUCCCACCAAAUAAAGCUCAACAGGUAAUCAAAAUCUAUCUUGAAGACUCGAAAUUUAAGGAAGCUUUCAACGUGUGCAGAAUGGCUAUCAAAGAUAAUGCAUUCAUUGAAAAAUUCAAGGAAAGGAGCUCCAUAGAAGAUCUCGAUUUCUAUAUGGGGAUAUUUUAUACCAUUUUCUUUAACGUUUCCAAAAUUGUUGGUCAAAUGGAAAACCAAGAAUUUGUCAAAGUAACCGAAGAAGAUUUAAGAAAUAUGGAAAAUUUGUCCUCAAAAAUAGAUUUCUUGAAACAGUGCGUCGAAUUUUUAGAAACCAUCGAUGCGGCCAUAGACGUGUGCGUGGAAUUGCUGGAAACUACGUCUGUAUCCGAUAUGCAGGAAGCUAUUGAAUUUUUCGUAGCUGCAUAUCAAUUUAAUAUUGAUCGAGCGACUGAAGGAAUUUUAGCAAUGUUGCGAGUUAUGCAAAGAACUGAACAAGAACGUAAAGACGCGAUUAUUGGUGCGUUUAAAAAUAUUUAUUUAUUAUCUGAUUCCAAGAAUUUGAGUGAUCAUUGUUCCGUUGUUGUCCAGCGUUUAAUUUGUUUAAUAAAAUCUUUACCGGCAACAAAUCUAGACGAUCUUCAAGAAAUUUUAUCGGAUUGGAUAGCAAAAGGUACUUUAGAUAACAGCGUCAUCGAUAUGUUAUGGCAGAUCGUAACUCAACGUGUCACCACUAAAGUCGAAGACGAAAUAGCAGCCGUUGUUUUGUUGAAGAUGGCAGCGACGGGAAGAAAAACAAUAAUUUCGAAAAAUCUUAAUUUAACAACGAACAUCGCAUUCAACGAAAGGGGAAAAAACAAUCUACAAUUUCUCGCCGUUUGCUGCAGACUUUUAUCAGUAGCCUACGAAAAAGUUGAUGUGAAUAGUCAGAAUUUCAGUUUUAGAAUCAAACCUACUGAAGAUUGUUUUGUUAAUCUAUGUAACAUAUUGAGCAAAAUGUUUUUCAAAUCAUCGCCAUUUUAUCAUGAAGCUUUGUACGCUGGAUUGGAUUUCGUUUAUAAGUUGAGCUCCAAACCGGAAAUAUUUGUCGAACAACUUUUGCAGAACAUCAUUCCAAAAUUUUCAGCGAAAUUAGAAGAAGAUCCCGAUUUAGAAGUACCUCAGUACGCCCUCAUAAGGAUUUGUCAGUUGUGCGGUUGUGUGGCAAUCAAGCAAUUGGAAUAUAUGGACGAUACUGUUUACAAAGAAUUGAAACGACGUCAAAACGUUAGAGAUGAACGAAAAAAACAAAAGAAGAGUCUAACUGAUGUUAAUAAAAUUGGCAAAAGAAAGAAAAAAAUAUCUCUUACUGCUACCAGAGCAUCUGAAGCCUCACUUUCAAAUAUUACAGUUAGUGCAACAGAUGACGAUACCAUCAUGGAAGGUGCUCAAGCUGAAGAUACAGAUGCGGAUUUUAUCCUUAAUAUUCUCGAAAAAAAUAUUGUCACUGGCAACGGAUUUUUAGCGCAAUUGGCUCCAAUAAUAAUACAAAUUUGCGAGCGCCCUGAUAUUUAUGAAACUGAAGAGCUGCAGUUUGCUGGAGUAACAGCAUUAGCUAGGUAUAUGUUAGUAUCAAGUGAAUUUUGCCAGAAACAAAUAAGACUCUUAUUUACAAUUUUUGAAAAAACGAAUUAUCCAGGCAUAAAAGAAAAUAUAUUAAUCCACUUAUCAGACUUACUUACAAGGUUCCCGAAUAUCAUCGAACCUUGGACAGAUAGACUUUUUCAACGCCUUAACGACCCACUUCCUGAAGUACGCCGUUCUUCGUUUUUCAUUAUAUCCAGAUUAAUACUCGGAGAUAUGAUUCGAGCGCAUAGUCAUAUCCCUAAAAUGGCGUUUUGUUUAGCAAACGAAGAUGCAGAUUUGCGAACAAUGUGUAAAACGUUCUUCCUGAAAUUAUCUCACAAAGAAAAUAACUUGUAUAAUGCUCUUCCAGAUAUAUUUUCUCAUUUUAUUGAUACCGGUAUUGAUGAUGAAGGAUUACGAAAUACAAUGAAGAUUUUGCUCGAUAUGGUUGAAAACGCCAAACAUUUAGAAAAUGUGAUCUCUAGAUUCUGUACAAAAUUCCAGCACACUGAAGAUAAACGCCAACAAAGACAUAUUUCGUAUUGUUUGACUUUGAUAAAGUACAAUGACAAAGCACUCCGAAGAUUAAUUGAAGAAUUUCCAACUUAUAAACAUUUAGUAAGUGACGAGGAGAUAUACUCGAAUUUUAAAACCAUUAUACAAAACUGUAGUAAACAGCAAGUCGGAAAAACAGAUUUGAAGCCCAUCGCAACUGAACUUGAAACUCUAAUAAAAUCAGUGUUUGAAUUACGAGAAGACGGUAAUAUGCCUCCACCUCCCGUGCCAAAAUCUGUAAAGAAACGUUCAAGGCCUGUUAAAAAAAUAAAAGAAAAAAGAAAGAAGAAGCAACUUAGUGAUUCUGAUGAUUCGGAUUAAUAUAAAGAAAUCUAUAUUAUAAUAUACAUACCUGAUUUUCAAUGCUAUUAACGAAAUAUAUUCAUAUUUUUUU
Messenger RNA from Diorhabda sublineata, 4150 nucleotides. RefSeq names its product condensin complex subunit 1 (gene Cap-D2). Gene Ontology annotation, cellular component: condensed chromosome, centromeric region; nucleus. Gene Ontology annotation, molecular function: histone binding. Gene Ontology annotation, biological process: mitotic chromosome condensation; mitotic cell cycle; meiotic chromosome condensation. The transcript has 18 exons. The record is from RefSeq and is a predicted model, not a curated record. Lineage: Eukaryota; Metazoa; Arthropoda; Insecta; Coleoptera; Chrysomelidae. The coding region runs from base 118 to 4077 and encodes 1319 amino acids.